Hevea brasiliensis (rubber tree) is the source of this 1578-nucleotide messenger RNA. RefSeq lists its product as uncharacterized. The record is from RefSeq and is a predicted model, not a curated record. Bases 56 to 1363 code for a protein of 435 amino acids. The transcript has 4 exons. NCBI's taxonomy places the organism in Eukaryota, Viridiplantae, Streptophyta, Magnoliopsida, Malpighiales, Euphorbiaceae.
CGGUGGUCAUAUACAACGAAAAUUUUGCUGCAAAAUGAGGCAUUGAAACGAUUAGAUGGCGGAAAAGGAAAUUCAAGUCGCAAGAAAUAGAUGCCAAACAAUCAUAGAUAGAAUACACAGGUUACCUGCUCGCACCAGCAUCACCAUUUCGUGCUCCCGCACUCUCCUCAAAUUGGCCCUUUCUGAGCUCCAUUUCCUCUCUCGAUCUCCUUCUCCUACUCUUUCCCUCAGUGUCAACGUUGGCCACCUGGAGGCCGUCGUUCACCUUCUCGAGCAGCCAUUUGUGACGGCGGUUUCGCGUGUUUGCAAGCCAAUUCCUGUGUCGUCUUCUUCUUCUUUUUCUUCUUCGAAAGCACUCACUGUCCAUGUUGAUAUAGUUUGUACUGUCAAUAAAAACCCAGUAUGGAUCAUUGCUUCUGAUAGAAAUCCCAAGUAUCUUUCUUGGAAUUUGUACUUAAAAUCGAGAAUUAAACGACUCCUGGAUGCUGCCCGCUCUGCCCAGAUAUUCAAACCUUCUUCAAUUCUUCUUUUCUUUUCUCGUGGACUUGGUGAUUUUUUCUUCCAGAAGCUGUGUGACGAAUUUGGGGCAUUUGAGAUUGAUUUCUGCGAGGAAUUGGAAGGGGAUUGGAUAAAUGUGCUUCGAACACCAUAUAAACAUUCGCUUUUUCUUCAGAUAAAGGUUGACAGGAAUUCGGAAUGUGGGUCUGUUCAAGAAUCAGUUGUUGAUUCUGUUGGGCUAGAGCUUCAAGAAGAGCACACCAAAGUAAACUUGGAUGAGGAAGAUGGGCUUUGUUCUCUUAUUUCAAGACUCAAUUUAUGGUCUCCCAAAGUUAAACCCGAUGGUGAUCUUAUAAAUUUUGAUACAACAGCUCUUAUUGCUCUUGUAUCGGGCAUCAGCAAUGGUUGUAGUGAGAAACUUUUGGCUACACCAGAGAUUGAAUUGAGGCAGCGGUUUAAGGGUAACUUUGAGUUUGUGAUUGCACAGGUCUUGUCUGAAAUUCAGAAUCCAAUACAUGCGGAACUGGCAGGUGUAAUAUCUGGAAAGAGAGGCAUGAUAUGUGAAAGUGUUCUUGUAGAGUUCAAAGAGUUGGUUUCAUUAUGUGGAGGACCUAACGAGAAGUUAAGAGCGGAUAAGAUUCUGAAACACCUCAUGGUUGUGCCUGAUAGUCCUUCAGAGCGCAUGAUGUGGCUUCCUACAACUAGAAAGCUGGCAUUGAAGAACAAGGUGGUUUUUGGGACUGGUGAUCAUUGGCAUGCUCCAACUUUAACAGCAAACAUGGCCUUUGUGAGAGCAGUUUCUCAGACUGGGAUGUCCUUGUCUACCAUUGCGCACAGACCGAGGGCAUUAACUGGUGAUUAUUAAAUGCAUAAUUUGCAUAAAUUACUGAUAAACUAAUGAUAUCUAUAGCCAUGGUGAGUAAACAAAACGCCCACUUAUGUAUCCCUUGACAAAAUAGCUGUACACACGUAAGGGCUCUUUGAUAUAACUGACUUUUUCAAGAACUACACGUUAGUGUAGAGAUGAGCAUUAUUUGGUUCAAACUGAAUAAAUUAAAUCGAAUUAUUUUAAUUUGGUAA